UUCUGCCAAUUUGAACCACAAAGGUCAAGCCCUUCACCCUUGCUUUAACAUUCUCAAAAACUUCCCAAGAUUCUCUAUUAUGGGUUCCAUUUUCUGUAUUACUUUAUGUUAUAAAUACCCCGUUGUUAAGAUCUUCUCGACAUUCUUUUGUGCUCAAAGAAACCUAGUCUCUCUUCCUUGUUUGAUACAUAUAUUUUCUUUACUAUCUUGAUGGCAAAUUACCCUAUUAAUUCAUCCAUAAACAAAUCUAUUUCUUCCAAAGGAACAUCAACAAAAACAAAAACAAGCAACGACUCGGCUGAAGAGAGUGGGUGGACUGCAUACUUCGAAGAUUAUGAUCAGCAAAACAGUCACUGCAGUUCUAGUUUUAGUUGUAGCGUUUCUCUGGUCUCGGACGUUGCAACGACCGUGGCCGGCGCCGUUGCUGGUGCUUGCUCUUCAACCUGUGAUGCUUCCUUAAAAGUUCCCAUGAAACUAGGGUUCAAAAAGACAAGAACUAAAGAGAUUUGUGGAGGUGAUUCCUUGGAGGAUACUGCUACUUCUCCUGUCAAUAGUCCCAAGGUUCGCGAUGUGAAAUCAAAUAAUAUGGAUCCCAAACAGAGGGAAGAUCAAAUCCAUAGCUCUCUGGGGAAGGAUACUACGUCAGAGAAUUAUUCAAAAUGAGGGUGUUCCUUCGACCAUGUUAGUUAACACUUAACACAUACUCUACCCGCUUAAAUAUUAAAAAUUUAAUAUUGUUAUGGGUUUGACUACAUACAAAAUUGAGAUUACAAUAACUUUAAGAUCAUUAAUUCAAAUCUCAUCAUAUCUUCAUAUUUUUAAGUUUAUUUAAAUUUAAAAUUUAAAUAUAUUUUGAUUAUUAA
Molecule: messenger RNA, 863 nt
Organism: Gossypium raimondii (Peruvian cotton)
Lineage: Eukaryota; Viridiplantae; Streptophyta; Magnoliopsida; Malvales; Malvaceae
Exons: 3
Coding region: 211-663 (150 amino acids)
Biological process (GO): xylem development
Source: RefSeq, a predicted model, not a curated record